This is a messenger RNA of Mizuhopecten yessoensis (Yesso scallop), 3191 nucleotides long. Its product is annotated as potassium voltage-gated channel protein Shaw-like. Gene Ontology annotation, cellular component: voltage-gated potassium channel complex; membrane. The record is from RefSeq and is a predicted model, not a curated record. The transcript has 2 exons. Gene Ontology annotation, molecular function: voltage-gated potassium channel activity. Gene Ontology annotation, biological process: potassium ion transmembrane transport; protein homooligomerization. Lineage: Eukaryota; Metazoa; Mollusca; Bivalvia; Pectinida; Pectinidae. Bases 367 to 1665 code for a protein of 432 amino acids.
UUCACUGUGAUCAGAAGCGGACAGUUGUCACUGCGAUCAGACUAAAUUGGUUGCCAUUCAGAUAAGAAACGAGCAGUUGUCAGUGAGAUCAGACGAAAAGUGUUGCCACUGAGAGCAGACGCGAGCAGUUGUCACUCAGAGCAAACGCAAACCUCUGAGAUCAGACGAACAGAGGACAUUGUUAUCAUCUCGGGAUCAGACUGUCUUUCUAGGAUAAAAAGAAAACGGAUGUCACUAAUAUCGGACAAGUAUCAGUCGAGAUCAAACAGGGAUGAUUCGUAAUCUGAAUAAGAAGUUUUAACGCUAACAUCGCAGCUACCGACGAAAACGUGUACAAUUUCAAAUUUUUAAAGUUUGUUAUCAAAGAUGGGCUAUAUUACUCUGAAUGUCCGAGGAACUAUAUUCGUGGUCGAACAAGAUUUUGUGAACGUCAGCGUCAAGUCGCACUCGCCACUGGCUCAGCUUAAUGACAGCUCCAAGUAUUAUAACAGAGAAAAAGACGAGUUUUAUUUUAACAAAAGUGCUGUCGUGUUUGAUGCGGUGCUCGACUAUCUCGACACCGGGAAUCUUCAUGUCCCUGGAAACGUCUGCACAGAGAAAUUUCAAAGUGAUUUGGAAUUCUGGGGAAUCCCACAAUGCAAACUGGGAAAAUGUUGCUGGAAGGUGUUUUAUAGAACAGAAGAGGAUGUGACAACAAUGGAUACACUGCUCAGUCAUAUGCCUUGUGACGCUAUACACACACACAGAACCGGACAUUUACAGUUACCAGAACUGGAUGAACCUGUCAGCGGAUGUUCUAGGUCUUGUAUCUACAGUGCGUUGAACGACAACUCGACACGUAUAGGAAAGGUAUGGUACGGGGUACUCUGUGUGACGAUCCUUUUAUCGACGUUCCUGUUCAUCAUGGCAACCGUCCCAUCCUUCCGAGUAAAGUUGGACACUACUAAAACCUAUCCGUAUAGUGUAACGUCAAACACCGCCUUCAUGUACUGGUCAACACGUCCGCAUUAUGCCACGGUAGCACUGGACAGCGCCUGUAACGUCAUUUUUAUGAUUGACUGGCUUGUCCGAUUCUUCUGUGCUCCGAGUAAGAAGUCCUUCAUGCGGAGCUUCCUAAACUGUGUGGAGUUGGUCUCCUGGGUGUUCCAGUGGAUUGGUUUAUGGAUGGAGCUGCAGCGAUACCUGUUUGAAGUAGAAGGGUUAUACCCCGUCCUGUUUAUCAUCUCAACAAUAUGUUGUGUUAGAAUAUUGCGCGUUUUCAGACUUAUUAAUCACAGCGUCGGGGUUAAGCUUUUACUCCUGUCCUUAAAAUCUAGUGCAAGAGAGCUGUUUAUCCUGGCAGUGUCUUUCGGUUGUGUAGCUAUCAUAUUUGCUCUCCUCCUUUACAUGGCGGAAUUAGGGAUAGACUCCGACGUCACACUCCCAAACGUCUUUGUGUCCCUCUGGUGGGCAAUCGUCACCAUGACAACAGUGGGAUAUGGGGAUUAUUAUCCGACCACCCCUCAAGGCUGUUGUAUCGGUGCGCUAUGUGCUUUGACAGGAAUUCUUCUCAUUGCACUUCCUAUGGCUGUGACGUCAUCGAAUUUCAGUGACUUCUACACGUUCAAUAAAUAUCGAGAACGGUACAUAAAAUCACUUCAGAAACAAAAGGAGUCUGAUACAUAAAUCUGUGUUAUUGUUUUUUUAUGUCAUACACAAGUGUGAGGUGUUGUUCGUAAGUAUGUGAUCAAUCAUGUACACCAUUAAAUUUAUCUAUUCUUAAAACAAUACGAUUAAGAGACUGCUAUCUGAGUAAUGUUUUGUAUCACUGGAGUAUUAACAGAAAAAAGUAUUCCUUGUGCUUUCGCUGGCAAGGGUUUUACAAUGUAAGGAAUGAAGGCCCAUUUUUGUAUUGUUAUUAGAUAUGUACAGUACAUUUCCUUUUCGCUGCUUGGAUUUUUGAAGUUGCUGUUUAUAGUCAUUGGGUGAUGUAGAAACACUUUGUUUUCCCAAAUACUAUUAUAUUUGUGUUAUCGUCCUAUAGUUCCACACACUGUAUGCAAAGAAUAUAUUUCUCUGAGAUUUAUAUUUUUAAGCGGAAAUAUAACAAAGCACAUCAGAUUAUUUAACGAUCUUUCCAGGUAUCACAAACCAGCAGUCAUUGCUUUUAUUCACACUAACUGAUCAGGUAGAGCUGAUUGCAUUUUCAUAGAUUUAUGAUAAUUGAUUAAUGUAAUUUAUAUCUUGUACCGGCAGACAUUCAUGUAUCAGAUAACAUCAGCUUUAAUUAUAGGUAAACAGAUAGUACAGCUCCCAGGUGGGAAUAUACAAUGUAGCCAUAUGGUACAGUUGUAUGUAGUUUAAAAACUGCACUAUUACAAUAACAUAACAGUCAUAAUAUUGAUGUGGACGUUAACAUACACAAAAUCACCAUAUGCAAAUAAAUUGCAGGCUGAAAUGUACUAAUUGUAUAUUCAAUGCAUCUUAAAAAAAUAAUAAUUAAUGUGGACGAUCGAAUCCAGUUACCGCGAAAGCAACGACAUAAACAAUGUAUUAAAUCAUUCACCCAUGAAGACACAUUUGAACUCUUCCAAUUCAAUGGUUGGAAUAGUUCAUUAUGAAAUUUUUAGGGGUGAAUGAAUUUUCUCAGUGUGGAUGUAAAAUAAUCGAAAUAAUUUAUUAUGUUUCAUGUUUGUAUGUUAAUUGGAUAGGACUUUUAGUUUGGGUUAUAUGUCGUCUAGUGUCUACAAUAAAAUAUAUUCAAAAUCAAGCACAAACUAAACAAAAAAUAGAAUACGUAUGUAGUUUACAUAUGCAUGAUGCUAGUAAUGGUUUAGGAUAUUCAUUUAUAAAAUUCUUGUGUUUUUAUAUGCUUGUGUGGAGAUUGACAACUCCGAAAAGAAAAGAAAAAACAUUUCACACACGACCGUAUUACUGGGCUUUCACUUCACUAUCAUCUCCACUCUGGUAAUUCCGUUUAUGAAGUUUUCAUAGGUGAGAUGUCAGGAAUAAUCUUGUUAAAUAAAAACUUAAACAUGUUUUAUCUUAUGUUUGUAUCAUGUCCGUAAUAGCUAAAAUAUUUAUAUUGAUGAUCUUGAGUUAAUAUUAAUGUAAAAUAUAUGUAAAGCGAAAGUAAUCUAUGUCAUUAUAAAUAGAGCGAACUGUUGUAGAUGUAGUUACGUACAGUGUGUGAUGUUUAUAUUAUUGGUCAA